AUGAGUAGAAAAUUUCGUUGUGGUCGUUUAAUGCUAACCAAAGAUCGUACAAUAAAAAAACUUGAACUUGAAAAUGGUGGUGGUACUCGUUUUUGUACCUGGGAUAAUGACGAUAUGGAUUUCGAUACUGUUCAUCGUCGUCUUCUCAAUAUUUACAAAUUGAACAGUCGUAAACUAAAUACAUCAUUAUACGACUUUCAACAUCGUCCUCUAAAUAAAAAUGAAUAUAAAAAUUUUUCGCAAUAUAUUAACAUAUACGGAUUGAAUGCUAAUAGUACUAUUAUUUAUCUAUGUACAAAUGCAGUUAAUGAUGACGAUGAUGAUGAUGAUGAUGAUCAGCCAGAAAUAAUAAUGACGAAAACGAAAAAUGUAGUUCCAAUAAAACCAUCAACAGACGAACAAAAAACAUCAACAUUAAUAAGAACUAGUUCGCCAACAACAUGUCUUACAAAGAAAUUUGUCAUAGACAAUCAACAAUUGCAUCAAUUUUCACUAGGUAAUCAAUUGAUAAUAAUUGAUCUUUAUGAUGAUGUAUUAUAUUUAGAAUAUUCAUUUAAAAUUACAAGUAAUAAUUUAAUAAAAUAUGUUCAUAAUUGGAUUAAUCAAAAUAGUUUUGAUCAAAUAUCAAUACAAUUGUUUGAAUACGUAUGCAUUCUAAAUGGUUAUGUUUGUUCAACAAUUGAUCCAUUAAUAGAAAAAAUGAAACAAUCAAAUCAAUAUUUCCAGUUAAUGAGUGAAUCCGAAAUUAUAUUACAUACAAACAGUUUUAAUCAUAUUCAUGACAUUUGUGAAUCGACAAAUACAUUACUUAUGUUGAACAAGAAACAGUUUGAUCAUAUUGAAAUAUUUUCAAUGAUUAACAAUUCUUUUUCUGAAGUUUAUGAUAACUUAAAGACUCUUCGAAACCGAUGGUUAGAGAAUGUUAACAACAAAUUUAAUACAUCUUCAUUGUCAUCAUCAGAUUUAUUUAAAUCAGUAUCUUCAUUACGAGAACCAGCCGAUGAAGAAACAAAUGAAAAAUUUGCUUUAUUUGAACCCAUUUUGAACUGUUCAAAUCAUUUACUAAAUUUAUUAUAUCGUGAAAAUCUAUCGAAAUUUCGUGAAGCAGUUCUAUUAAUGAUUGAAGAAAUAAAAUCUAUACGAUCAACAAUAAAUUUGCAUGAUGAACAAUCAUUACAUCAUGCGAGACGAACAAUUUUAUCAACAAAAGAUCAAAUUAAUAAUACAUUUUAUCAACAGUAUAUUAUCUAUUCUGAAUGUGAAUUAAAUCGACAACUUGAUAUAUCAUGUCAAAAGAUACUAAAAGCAAUAAAAUUUAUAUUAACAUCUAUUGAUCGUUAUCAAAUACAACUGGAUCAAAACAAUCGAAAGAAAUAUUCCAAUUGGUCAUCACCACCUCGUUCAUUCAUUCAUCCAUCAAGAACAAUCUGA
Messenger RNA from Rotaria sp. Silwood2, 1431 nucleotides. The record is from the annotation of a GenBank genome assembly. Lineage: Eukaryota; Metazoa; Rotifera; Eurotatoria; Philodinida; Philodinidae.